AUGACAAUUAAUCUUCGACAUUUGCCAUACCUUGAUCUUAUCAGUAGAAAAAAUGAUCAUGAAAAUCUUUUAAAAUUAACACAUUUUAAAAUAAUGACAGAUCAUCAUUAUAAUAAUACAACAACACGUUAUAUAAACGGUAAGCUAUACCUAACUUAUUAUCAUGAUAAUCCUUUACGAAAUUAUUCGUCUUUAUACUUGAUUGUUCCACAAUAUCUUUACCCUUGUAAUGAAAUUCCUGCCGGGAGUGUAUCACUCAUUUGUUGUUCAUCAAUUAUACAUUCGGUUGUCUUUUUCGAGUAUGAUAAUGAUUAUGGCUUAUCAAUACCAUCUAUUGAUGAAGAUUUACUCUUUUCUCAAUUGCCUCAUUUGACCCAUGUGCAAGUAACAUUACGAGCACUUGAUGAUUGUCUUCAUUUGCUCAAACAAUUAGGUUUACAACUAUGUUCAUUCUCUGUGACUGUUAUAUACGGUCGUGUAUAUGAAGAUAAUAUCUUAUCUCAACUAGAAUCAAUAUCCUGUUACAAUUUGAAAUAUUUGACAAUGACAAUCUAUCGUAAUAUUAUUAAUUAUGAACAACAUAUUGUUCCUCUUUUUCAGCACUUAUCAAAUGUUGAACAUUUAAAGUUAUUAUUAGCCAUUGAUGUCAAAGACAUUGGACUAGAUCAUUUUAUUGAUGGACUUGAUUUAGAAAGAGAUAUUAUUUCCUAUAUGCCUCACUUAUGUCAAUUCAAUUUUCAUAUUCGUUCAGUACGUCCACAUGCUCCUUAUUUAGAACUAGAUACGAUUCGUCAAACAGCAACAAUCUGUUGA
This is a messenger RNA of Rotaria sp. Silwood2, 813 nucleotides long. The record is from the annotation of a GenBank genome assembly. NCBI's taxonomy places the organism in Eukaryota, Metazoa, Rotifera, Eurotatoria, Philodinida, Philodinidae.